Dictyostelium discoideum AX4 is the source of this 2313-nucleotide messenger RNA. RefSeq lists its product as hypothetical. The coding region runs from base 1 to 2313 and encodes 770 amino acids. Lineage: Eukaryota; Evosea; Eumycetozoa; Dictyosteliales; Dictyosteliaceae. The record is from RefSeq and is a predicted model, not a curated record. Gene Ontology annotation, biological process: transmembrane transport; zinc ion transport; monoatomic cation transport. Gene Ontology annotation, molecular function: monoatomic cation transmembrane transporter activity; zinc ion transmembrane transporter activity. The transcript has 5 exons. Gene Ontology annotation, cellular component: membrane.
AUGGCGGGUAGUUUGGAUGAUUCAAUCUAUAAUAAUGGUAGAAGUGGUGGUGGAGGAGGAGGAUUUAAAUUCUCUAAAGGGUUUAAUAAGGAUAGUAUUUCAAAGAGGAUAAUAAUGAUGUUAUUUUUUAGUAAAGGUAUUAGAGCAUGGUCAUGUAUUAUAUUGUUAUACUUUUUACAAUCAUCAAUUUCAAUUAUAUCAGCAUCCUUUUAUAUGUGUCUUUUUUCAGCAAUCUUUAGUGUAGUAGUUGAAAAACCAUGGAAUCUAUUAUCAUCAUUAAGACCAUCACAAAUCAAAAAGAUAAUAUAUCAUUCAAUCUUUAAUCUUUUAAUUAUAAUAACUUGGAAUUCUUCAAUUAAAUUUAUUGGUCCAAUUGGAUCAAUUUUAGCAUCAGAUUAUACAUUUUCAACAUAUCCAUUAAUAUUUAAUAGUUUAUUACAAGGUAAUUUCCUUGCAACUGAUAUGUCAAGAGGAUCAAUAAUGUUAAUGAUUGGAUACUUUUUAAUACCGUUAUUUGGAAUUAGUAAUAGAUUGGAUAUUUUAGGAUAUACAUCAUCACAAGUAUUUAUGAUCGGAUUAUUUAGUUUAAUAGUACAUAAUGUAUUAGUAUUAUGGAAGAAAACAAUCGUUAGAAGUUGGAAUAGUGGUAGUAGUGGUGGUAAGAAUAAAUUAUCAUCACUAGGUUCAUGUGUAUCAACUAUUAUAUUAUUUGUAUUUAAAUUAUUUGAAGGAUUUAGUAGUGGUAGCAGUGGUAGUGAUAGCAUUAAUCAAGUAUCAUAUUCUCAAUUAUUUGUAAUCGCAAUCAUUACUUUUAUUCUCUACUCUUUGAAUCAAUUCAUUGAUGAUGUUUCAGAAAAAGAAUUAACAUUUAAUGUACUCUCAAAAGUUAGUUUAACAUCUUCAGUAAUAUUUGGUUUAUUAGCUGCUUUAUUCAUUGGUUUUAAAGAUUUUUUCCAUCCAAUUUUAAUUUUAAGUUUUAUUUUUAUAAUUAAUGCGAUUCAUAUAUUAUAUUCAAAAUCAAAUGAUAUUCAACCAAUGACAUUUUCAAAUAAUAUGGAUGGUGGUAAUUCAAGUAUUAAAACAUAUAAUAGUAGUGGUGGUGGUGGUGGUGGUAGUAUUAUUAAUGGUAAUGGAAGUGGUAAUGCAAUUUAUUAUUUUGAAAUUUUAAAAGAUGUACUAAGACAAAUUGUUGAUAAACCAACCUCACGUAGAAUAUUCACAUUUUUAGUGAUUAAUUUAAUGUUUAUGUUUGUAGAGAUGGCAUAUGGUAUUUGGACUAAUAGUUUAGGUUUAAUCACAGAUGCAUGUCAUAUGUUUUUUGAUGCCACUGCACUUUUCAUUGCAUUGGUAGCUGAAGUUAUCUCUCAAUGGAAACAGAAUGAUAAAUAUUCUUAUGGUUAUGGUAGAUUUCAAGUUUUAUCUGGUUUUGUAAAUGGUAUAUUUUUAAUUUUCAUUGCUGUUACAAUUUUAAUGGAAUCUGUUGAAAGAUUAUUAGAACCACCAGAAAUUAAUACAGAUAAAUUAUUAUUGGUUUCAGUUUUAGGGUUUAUUAUAAAUUUAAUUGGUAUUUUCUCAUUCCAUGGUGAUCAUGGUCAUUCACAUGGUGGUGGCGGUGGUCAUUCACAUGGUGGUGGUGAAAAGAAAGAGAAACAUCAUGGUCAUAGUCAUGGUGGUCAUGGUGAUCAUCAACAAGUAACACCAAUUUUAGGAGAAGAAAAGAAAAAGAAGAGAAGUGUAAACAUUGAUGGUGUAUUUUUACAUCUUUUAGCAGAUACAUUAGGUAGUGUUGGUGUUAUUGUAUCAUCGUUGAUCAUUCAAAUUUGGGGUUAUACAUUGGCAGAUCCAAUUUGUUCAUUGUUAAUUAGUAUUCUUAUUUUCUUGUCAGUAUUACCAUUGAUUGCAAAUACAGCGAAAACCUUAUUACAAUGUACACCAGAACCAAUCCAAUCAAGUCUCUAUCAAAUCAAUCAAUUCAUUCUCUCAAUCGAUGGUGUACACAAUAUCAUUAGUUAUCAUUUUUGGUCACAUUAUGAUGAUAUGAAUAUUGCAACAUUAAAGAUUCAAUUGAAUGAAACUGCUUCCUCCAAUUCCACUUUGGAUACUGAAAGAAUUAAAAAAUCAAUUUCAAAAUAUUUAAACAAAGAUCAUAAUAUUCAUAAGUGUAUUAUAGAAUUCAUACCUUUACUAUAUAAUAAUAAUAAUCAACAACAAGGUAACGAUGUACCAUUAAUCAAUCAUCAUAUCCAUAAUGAUAUUCAUCAUAAUCAUUCUUCAUCAUCAUCAUCAUCAUCUCAUCAUCAUCGUCAUAAUUAA